Molecule: messenger RNA, 1071 nt
Organism: Prorocentrum cordatum
Lineage: Eukaryota; Dinophyceae; Prorocentrales; Prorocentraceae
Source: the annotation of a GenBank genome assembly
AUUCAGGGGUGCCGGAUUUGUCUCGGAAUGGAGCGCAUGCUGGUGGGGCAUUGGCGUUGCCACAGCAAUGAUCACUGCGUUUGGGGGCGGCACCUAUUAUGCUCUCUUGAUGAAACCGUCGGGGGCGCGGAGCUUUGGAUGGCAGGAUCCACUAUCCGUUACUUUCGCUCUGGCAGGGUAUGUUGCCUCCUGCAGGCUGCCACAGGGUUGCCAACGAGAGACUCUCUUCGAGAUCUGGAUUGGCGUUGAGUGCGACGAGGCGUUUCGACUGUUUGAUUGCCUCAACUGUUCCAUCUUAGUUGCGUGGGGAGUCAGCAAGGCGCUCGUUGAUACAGCGGAGAAGGGCUCGAUCUCCCGUUUGCUUUGGGUACUAAUGGCAACUUACAUGUACAGCUUUGGUGGUGGAGUGACACGUGACCUCGUUGGCAUGGCCCUUGGCGUGGUUCCCACAGUAGGCAAUUUCUCUUUGGAUGUGAUCAUACCUGCGAUGCUCGGGACGUUGCUCUACUAUACGGUCCUGGUUAUGCGGUGUCCUCCACUGCUCCAAUUGGGUGUUGGCGUCCCAGCGAUCUUCUAUACCUUCUACCAGGUGCCAACCAUUCUGGGCUGACUGUUCACCUCUGCUCUCGGAGUAUGCAGUUCCCGCGCCCUCGGCAUCAUCGCCAUCGUGGUUAUCGCAUCCUGUGUUCUACGGUGCAUGGCCAAUGCCGCUCCACAUUUGUUCUCUUUCCGUGUUUGGAAGCAGGUGUUUUCCAGCCACGCUGUGUUUUUCCCCCGUCUGACCGCGCUUACGCACUUAGUCAGCGCAACCUGCAGGCCUCGCACUGCGUCGCCAGCUUCCUCGCACACGAGCUUCAGGCUCGCCCUCAGCCGCCUCGAAUCGAAUCAUCAUCGCAACGUCGUGCUCACUGCCGCCUGCCAGCCGCCGCUUCGGGUGGCCACCUUGUCUGCGUGGGCGCCCGCACGGACCGACGCCUGCACCGUCGCCACGCGCCCAGGGUUGGCGGCUGCCUGCUCCCACGGCCGGCCAGGCUGGGCCACGAGACCUCGCGCGAGACCUCUUCAAACAGG